CGGAAAAAAACAUCAGUUUACAGCCGUUCUCGCAAUUGAACGGACGUACGAAAUUUGCGAGUUCUAGUUAACGAUGGGUCUGCUUAGUUCCAAGUCAAAAAAGAGCUAUGAAGUGGCCGGUUCCGGCACUCAGAAUCAGAAAAAGGCCUCGAUGAAAAGUUCUCGGUCAACUAAUACGAAAAUUGAGGGGUCACCCACUCAAUCUGAGCCACCAAACCCUAGCUCGGUAAUUGAGGAGAGCAAUUUGAAACCUGAGUGGCUCAAUGAAACGCUAUUCGAGGCAUUACUCACCGCGAAUGUCGUUCAGUUCUCAAAGAUAGUGGGUUUUCGGGUAAUACCCGCCAUGGCCCCUGGAGAGAACUAUGCCACUUUGAUGUUGAGGAUCAGCAUAGAUGUGGAGCUAACUGACAAGAGCACCAAACUGGUCUCCUUCAUGAUGAAGGUACCACACAAAACGCCCCAAAUGGAACAGAUGCUGGCCAUGGCUAACUUUUUCAAUAGCGAGAAUGCAGUCUACUCGGAUAUAUUGCCAAAAUUGAAGGAACUUUACAAGGUCAGCGGUCUGGACAUCACCUUCGCACCCAAAGCAUUUAAACUGGACUCCAAAAAAGAGCCCAACUUGGCCAACACAGUGCUCAUGAAUGACAUGGGCCAGGAUGGCUUCAAGAACUUAAAUCGCCUGGAAUGCCUCAACUUGGAACAAACUAAGUUUGCACUGAAAAAACUGGCCCAAUUUCAUGCGGCAUCUGCCAUGAAUGUGCAGGUGAAUGGACCCUAUGCAGAUAUGUAUGUUAAUGGAGCCUUCGGUGGAAACAAAGAGGUUUUGAUGGCAUUUUUUGAAGGAAUGAUUUCCUCCUUCCGGAUAGCUUUUAUGGCCAACCUGAAGAACUUCGAUAACGGCGAAGAAUUCCGUGAAAAGCUGGAAUCGGCAUUCUCGCAGAUCACUUUAGACUUGGAACAUCUAAUGAAAGUCGAUCCCACUGAGUUCAAUGUACUGAACCAUGGUGACUGCUGGAUGAACAAUCUGCUGUUCAAGGUCGACUCUAAGGGCGAAGUGGAAGACAUGGUGUUUGUCGACUUCCAGAACCCCAAAUACGGCUCUCCCACUCAGGACUUGUUCUACCUACUUAUCACCUCGGUGCACAUAGACUACAAGCUGGAUUACUUUGACUUCUUCAUCAGGCACUACCACGAACAGUUGACCAAGCACUUGGAUAUUUUGGGUUACAACGGCAAACAGCCCUCGCUGAGGGAGCUCCACAUGCAGAUGUACAAGAACGGAAGUUGGGCCCUGUUACCCUCAAUAAGUGUGCUGCCCAUAGUGCUCCUGGAUCCAAAUGAGUCGGCCACGUUUGACAAUUUCCUUGGCGACACCGAAGCCGGUGCCAAAUUCAAGAACCUCUUGUAUGCCAACAAGCGCUACAAGGGCUACAUCGAAAAGAUUCUACCCUGGUUGGACAAUAGAGGUCUCUUGGAGGCCUACACUCAGUCCACGCCAACUGAAACAGCUUUAUUGGAACAUUGCGUAGAUCCCAACCAGAUUCUAGACUGGCUUAGUGUGAGUGACUUUGAAGAGAUCAUUUCCUCCAACGAACCCCAGUUUCAGAAGAUUGUGAGCGGUGCUUGGAGUUCGGCCACGAAGGCAGGUGACAACUUCGCCUCCAAGCUUUUAAAGAUUGAUAUACAGGCACAGCUCAGAGAUAAUAGUGUCAAGACCUACUCCUACAUACUGAAGGUGCAACCACCGAAAACCACUGACAACUUCAUCGACAUUAACAUGUUUCCCAAGGAAAUGGAGAUGUAUCGCAAAUAUGUGCCAGCCUUCGAGAAUCUCUAUAAGGAGGCAGGCUUGACGGUCACUUUUAGCCCAAAGUCCUUCGUGUUUAGUAAACCUGUGAAGGAAGAAUACCUCUUAAUGGAGAAUCUUCAGACAAGUGGCUUCAAAAUGGCUGAUCGCAUGAAGGGAAUGGACAUGGAGCACACAAAGAGCUCACUCAAGAAACUGGCCCAAUGGCAUGCGGCUUCCAUCAAAUACAAGGAGCUCAAUGGAUCCUACUCCCCUCUGUAUAACGAUGGAAUUUAUAUUGAGCAGACGAGGGAUCUGUACAAUAAUAUGUUUGCCCAGUCCAAGUACACGUUUAUUGAUAUAUUUGGAAAGUUUAAGGGCGCCGGGGAAUAUCUGCAUAAGCUGUCACGUAUAUUGGACAACCAUGUAGACCAGGUCAUCGAAGAUGCCAAAAUCAAUGAGGCAGAGUUUAAUGUACUUAAUCAUGGCGAUGCCUGGAUAAACAACAUUAUGUUUCAAUACGACUCUGAGGGGAAACUGAGGGAAACCUUGUUGCUUGAUCACCAGAAUGCGAAGUACGGAAACCCAGCUCAAGAUCUUUACUACUUCCUAAUGAGCUCUGCAGAGCUGGCAAUCAAGGUCGAUAAGUUUGAUUAUCUGAUCAGGUGGUAUCAUGAAAAUCUAGUGGAGUACGCGAAUUUGUUGAAAUACAACGGAUUGGUACCCUCUCUAAGUGAACUGCACUCUAUUUUGUUAGAACAUCCAGCUUUUGCUGUUGGCACAGUGAUCAGUACCCUGACCGUUUGCCUCAAUCAGGCCGACGAGGCCUUUAAUCCUGAAGCAUUUUUCGUCGAAACACCGGAAUCGGAAGCAUUUAGACGGCAGCUACUUGGUAACGAGCGUUACAAGGCCCAUAUUGAGCGGAUUUUCCCUUGGCUUGCUAGAAGAGGUCUUCUGGAGCCUAUGGGUCAACGAUCGUCAAAAGCAAAGCGGACCUAUGAAGUGGGCACUUCGGGGUCUGAAAAGCAGUCAAAGCCAACGGCUAGGGUGAACUCUGACCCCCCAGCUGCACCCACCAAGUCGGAACCCGAGGUUGAUCGAAGCAAUUUGCUGCCCAAGUGGCUGAAUGAAACGCAAUUUGAGGAAUUACUUGUAGCGAACAUACCAAAGUUUUCAAAGAUACUGAAUUUCCAAGCGAACCCCGCCAUGGCCCCCGGAGAAAACUAUGCCACACUUAUGUUGAGGAUCAGCAUAGAUGUGGAGCUAACUGACAAGAGUAACAAACUGAUCUCCUUCAUGAUGAAGGUUCCCCAUGACACUCCCCAAAUGGAUCAGAUGCUGGCUAUGGUAAAUUUCUUUACCCUCGAGAACGCAGCCUAUAUUGACAUACUGCCGAAAAUGGAGGAGCUGUAUAAGGCCAAAGGCAUGGACAUCACCUUCGCUCCACGAGCAUUCAAACUGGACUCCACAAAGGAGCCCAAGCUAGCCAACACCGUGCUAAUGGACGAUCUCGGCCAAAAUGGAUUCAAGAACUUGAACCGAUUGGAAGGCCUUAAGUUGGAGCAAGCUAAAUUUGCUAUACAAAAACUGGCCCAGUUUCAUGCAGCCGGUGCCACGAUGGUCCAGGUGCACGGACCAUAUUCUGAUUUAUUCCUGUUUGGCAUGAUGGGAAAUAACGUGAAUGUUAUAAAGGCGUUCAUUGAAGGAAUGUUGGGAUCUUUUCGAACGGCAUUCUUGGCCAAUCUGGACAAGUUGAAGGACGGAGAAUCCUAUCGUGAAACGCUGGAAAAAGUUCUUGCUGGCCUCACUACGGAAUUCAUGAAGAUCGCCACCAUAGAUCCCACUGAGUUCAAUGUGCUUAAUCACGGCGACUGCUGGAUUAAUAAUCUGCUGUUCAAGGUGGACUCCAAGGGGGAAGUGGAAGACAUGGUGUUUGUCGAUUUCCAGAACCCUAAAUACGGCACUCCCGUCACGGAUCUGCUCUACUUGAUCAUGACUUCGGUGCACAUCGACAUUAAGCUGGAUUACUUUGACUUCUUCAUCAGGCACUACCACGAACAACUGACCAAGCACUUGGAUAUUUUGGGAUUUACUGGCCGACAGCCCUUGCUGAGGGAGUUGCACAUUAAGAUAUUCAAACACGGCCCAUGGGCCUUGUUCCCAACCAUUUCUGUGCUGCCAGUGGUUCUUUUGGACCCCAACGAGUCGGCGACCUUUGAUAAUUUCAUGGCUGACACCGAAGCAGGUGCUAACUUCAAAAAUUUACUGUACGCCAACAAGCGAUAUCAAGGAUACAUUGAACGGAUUUUGCCGUGGCUUAAAAAUCGCGGUUUUCUGGAAGCCAGCCCUGAGCCAAUCCCAGCUCAGCCAUUAAUGGAACAACCAGAGCCACCGCAGCCUGAGAAUCCCGAUAAGAUACUUGACUGGGUUACCAUUACCGACUUCAAGGAUAUCAUUUCCUCUACCGAACCAGAAUUUGAGAAAAUUGUGAGCGGGUCUUGGAAGUUGGCGACGAAACCUGGCGACAACUAUGCUUCUAAGCUGCUAAGGGUUGACAUAGAGGCGCAGUUAAAAGACAAAAGCUCCAAGUCCUUCUCGUACAUCCUGAAAGUGAACACGGCCGAUGACAUGAUCAACUUCUCCGACUUCAACCUGUUUCCCAAGGAGAUCGAGGUGUACAGCACUUUUGUGCCCGGAUUCGAGCAGCUUUACAAGGAUGUUGGCGUGCCGGUCACAUUUAGUGCCAAAUCCUACCGCCUCAGCAAGGACGUCAGCGAAGAAUAUUUGAUUUUCGAUAACCUGCAAACAGCCGGGUUCAAGAUGUGUGAUCGCCUGAAGGGAAUGGACAUGGAACACAGCAAGUGCACUCUGAAAAAAUUGGCCCAAUGGCAUGCAGCCUCUCUGAAGUACAAGGAAAUCAAUGGACCCUACCCGCCCAAAUACGCCAAUGGCAUCUUCACAGAGCAAACUGCCGAUGUGUUUAAGGGUAUGUUUGCUCAAUCCAAGGAUUGCUUUCUGCAUAUAGUGGGCAAGUUUGAAGGCGUUGAUGAGUACCUGCACAAAUUGCCAGCUAUAAUGGAUUCCCAUGUUGACAAAAUAAUUGAAGAUGCCAAAAUAAAUGAGAAAGAGUUCAAUGUUCUUAAUCACGGCGAUGCUUGGAUAAACAACAUUAUGUUCCAAUACGACUCAGAAGGCCAUGUCAAGGAAACCUUUCUGCUAGAUCACCAAGUCACUAAAUACGGAAAUCCAGCUCAGGAUCUGUACUACUUCAUAAUGAGUUCCACUCAGCUGGACAUCAAAGUCGAUCAGUUUGACUAUCUUAUCCGAUGGUACCAUCAAAACUUAGAAGAGCAUGCCAAGCUAUUGAAGUUUAAUGGAUUUGUUCCCUCUCUAAAUGAACUGCACGUAAUUUUGCUAGAGCACCCCAUUUAUGCGGCUGCAACUGUGCUUAGCACCCUGACAGUUUGCCUGAACAAGACAGAUGAUAACUUCUCCUCCGAUGUAUUUUACAAGGACGGUAAGGAAGCAGAAGAGCAGAGAUUGCAGCUGUUCAGCAACGAACGUUACAAAGCCAAUAUAGAGCGCGUUAUGCCAUGGUUAAAUAGGAGGGGAUUGCUUGAUGCCUUUACCACCGAAAAAGCCUUAUAAAUACCCUUAGACUGAAGCAAUAAAAAACCCUUAUAAAUCAGCUUUA
Messenger RNA from Drosophila gunungcola (fruit fly), 5480 nucleotides. RefSeq lists its product as uncharacterized. NCBI's taxonomy places the organism in Eukaryota, Metazoa, Arthropoda, Insecta, Diptera, Drosophilidae. The transcript has 14 exons. The record is from RefSeq and is a predicted model, not a curated record. Bases 74 to 5434 code for a protein of 1786 amino acids.